Dichomitus squalens LYAD-421 SS1 is the source of this 828-nucleotide messenger RNA. RefSeq lists its product as uncharacterized. The transcript is spliced from 6 exons. NCBI's taxonomy places the organism in Eukaryota, Fungi, Basidiomycota, Agaricomycetes, Polyporales, Polyporaceae. Bases 1 to 828 code for a protein of 275 amino acids. The record is from RefSeq and is a predicted model, not a curated record.
AUGACCUCACUCGUUUCCACCAAGGCCAGAAUCGACUUGACGCGCAAAACUCAAGUAGCUGUGCAACGUAAUGCCAAUGUCUUCAUAUGGCUGCCCUCUCACUGCAUAGGCUGUUUUAACGAUGCUGAAAUUGGUCCCGUUACUGCUAAGACACUGUUGAGAUGGAUCAGGGUAUACUUCAUAGCUGCAUCCCGUGGAACUCUCCCCGAUGGUGAUAUAAUCCGCAAUGCUCUCAAACUUUCCCACAACCAGGCCCGGUGCGUCGUGACGGGGAAUCAGGACAUAAACGCACAAGGCGGGGGACAGAAUGAGCACAUCAACUGGAUUUAUCCGCCGAUUUGGGUGGGAGGGCAUGUCGGUCCUCAAUCAGAGAAGCUGUUGGAUUGGACGCAACAAGGCUUCAGGAAUGAGCACAAUCUGAUAGCGCUGUGUGACGAGAUGUACAGGGAUUUCCAGAAAAAUACACUUGCCAUCGAUCUGGACAAUGAUCCAGAGUUUCGCGGAGGGAAAAUCCGCACCUUUAGCCCCGCUCUGGGGAACAGAGGACUACCAGAAUCGCCACGAGUGCCUAUUGAGGACGAAAUGACCCGCGGAUUCCUCCGCGUCCAUUUUCAGCAUUGCCUGUUCGUCAAUAUUUUUGGUGGCGACGUGCAAUACGACGCGGAGUGGAACGACAAUCAAGUCGAACUCAUGAAGACCGAAUUGGCACGCUUUAGAGCGAGUACCGGCAAAGAGUUCCCCGAGAGCGGGAAAUGGAUCGGAGCAUUGGGUGAUGCCAUCAAGGAAUGGGAGUUGGAGUGGUCUUUGGUCGAAGAUGAAUCUGAAUAA